AUGGCAAUGGGCGGGCCGGCAGCGUUGGCGACUUCAACGACAGCCACCACGCCCGCCCAUGACUUCGCAGCGUGCCGUGAGCACCCGACACUGUUGUCUUCGCCGUUCGAUGGCGUGAACUCGCAGCACCAGUCGCUGAGCUCGCCGCUGCACGGACCUCCACUGCCGCGGUCGCGGCACAGCGCCGAUGCCGGCGGCGACGAUUUAUCGCCCACUGGGAACACCGUAGGCUCGCUGCCGAGCGCAAGCACCCCCACCCAGUGCUCUGCCGCUCCUCUGCGGUCGCGCCAAGCGCUCUUGAAUGCGCAGUCUCUAAGCUUCACGAUUGCUCUGGAGCGGCCCUCGUUCACCGACUGGUAUGCGACAGCGGCCUGGGAUGACCCAUCCACCGGCUCGUGCCCGAGCAGCAGCAGCUGGUCUCUGCUGAACCAGCCGCAACCGCGCAACGCUGCCCGCGCGAUGGCUUCGUCACCGAUCUCCCCCGUCGACACGGUGGCCACGACGCUCUUCAUCGACGGUCUGCCUGCGCUCAUCGAGAACAAGUGGCAGCUGCAGCCUUAUGUGCCACCACAGGGAUUGGUAGCGCUUCGUGUAAAGAGCUCGCGAGGCAGGAACGUCGGCUUUGCCGUCUACGACAGCAUCGCAGCGGCGCGCGAAGCCUUGACGUGGUUCAAGCAGAUGCUGAUCAUCAAGGAAGUGGUACAAACCUCCACACUCGGUGCACCACCUGCUGCCGAGUCCGCGCGAGGGACUGAGGCACCGCCUGUCCUUGCGUGCGGCGGCCGCAGUGCGCCGCCAGUUGGCGGGAGGAGUGAUUGCUUCCCCGGCUCGCCGGUCGAGUUGGAGCCGAUGCCGCUGGAGUACGAGGAGUACCUCUGCACCCAGCCGGUACCCGGCCAGUUUGCAUCUUUGCUGCGGAGGUGCGCCCUUCUGCGAGCGGAGUGGGCCCGAAGCUUGGAGACUCAGCACCCACCCGCUAGCGUGGGGGCCGCUGCUGCUGCCGCUGCCAGCUCUGUCGCCUCCUCUCCCUUGUCCUACCCACCAUCGCCGUGGGGGACGGCAGCGGCGGUGGUCCGUCCACCGCAGCAACCGCCGACGGCGACGGCGGUGCCGCACGUAGGCCGAAAGCUAAGCCACGAUGGAGGCGACGGCUACUCGCAGAUGUCAGAGCCGGCUCGGCAAGCUCCAACACUGCAGGCACCUCUUCAUCCACUGCCGUCGCCCAUCGCGUGGUCGCCGGGGUCGCAGUCUCCUCAGCAGCCACUAAACCCUUGCGCCGCCGUCAGCUGUGCUGACGCGCAGGCCGCACACCCGCCAGCGCGUAACCCGUUGUUUCUGUCAGCGCCGCACCACGCACCUUCGCCGGUGACGCGCCGCGUUUGGGCUUCCUCGGCACCAUCAGUGCCGUUGCACAGGUCGGAGAUGCGCUGCUACCACGGCUGCGGCGCCGCUCAGAAAGUCUGCCACCAACACGCGCAUUCCACCACUUGCCAACCUCCUUUUCCUGUGCAUCGGGGCUUGUACAUGGCUGAGCGCAGCGAUGCGCGUGAACGGGUGGAUGCCUGGCGCGGCGCACCACCAGAGCCGCCAGCAUCGUUGCACCGUCAAGGCAGACCACAUCCGCGGCAGCACCACGCCUCUUACCAUUACCACCAGCAUUCGAGUGAGCCUCCCCUCCCUUCCCGUACGCUCUUUGUGCGCCUCAUCCACAACUUCGACGCACCCGGGUACCUGCAGCAAGACCAGGUGCGCAGCAGCACCGGCAGCAGCACAGGUAGUGCAAGUGCAAUGCACGUGAAGCCGUUCACGACGGCGAGGCUACCACCAACCAUUGCAGGUUCAGUGACGGCGCCGGGGACCACCACUGCGUACGCCGAAGAAGCUGCGCUGCCGACGCCGACGCGGCUUGUCGCGCAGACUACACCCUCGCUACAGGUGUCACCAACGAGCGGUGCCGCAGGCACCUGCCCGCUGAUCUCGGUCGUGCCGCACCAUUACCAUCACAUGUGUUACCAAUCGCCGUCCUCGCCAACCUUGACGACGACUCCGCAGCUGCGCAGUCCGCUGGAUAACGGAGGCACACAAAUGUAUUCCUCAUGGCAGCCACCACCGUCUUCGCAGCUGACGGGCCCAUGUGCUGAUCGUCAUGGCGGCGGCGCUGGUGCUGCCAACGAAGCCCUCUCGCGGUGGACGCCGAACGCAGAGGACCGCGAAUUCUUCCGCUUCGCACAGAGCGUGCUGCGCGAGGAGUACUUCUCCGAGAAGUUUGCCGGCUUCCUCCGGUACCGCGAAUUCUUGCGUCCGCCGUACUACGGCGGCUGCUUUGUGCUGUUUGAGCGAGGAGAAGACAUGCAACGCUGCCUCCAGUGGAUGCGCAAGGAUGAGCGGCUCAUGAAGUUGUUUGCCGUCGCACCGGCCCGCAACGACAGCUUCGGCCCUUGA
Leishmania major strain Friedlin is the source of this 2442-nucleotide messenger RNA. RefSeq lists its product as hypothetical. Lineage: Eukaryota; Euglenozoa; Kinetoplastea; Trypanosomatida; Trypanosomatidae. The transcript has a single exon. Bases 1 to 2442 code for a protein of 813 amino acids. The record is from RefSeq and is a predicted model, not a curated record.